This is a messenger RNA of Stereum hirsutum FP-91666 SS1, 885 nucleotides long. RefSeq lists its product as uncharacterized. The record is from RefSeq and is a predicted model, not a curated record. NCBI's taxonomy places the organism in Eukaryota, Fungi, Basidiomycota, Agaricomycetes, Russulales, Stereaceae. The coding region runs from base 1 to 885 and encodes 294 amino acids. The transcript is spliced from 5 exons.
AUGCCUCUGACUCUGACACUAGACGUAUUAGAUCGCUUUGACCUCUGCAUCUCGCUGCUUUCCUCUGAGGAUGGCGUCUGCUCUUGGGAUCUACAAACAGUAGACAAAUCAGCUACUGCCCAGCCCAUCCAACCGGUCUCCCUUCCCACUAAACCAUGCAUCACACUCAAGCUCACCCGCUCUGACAACACUCGCCGUCUACAAGUCGAGACGUCGACUAAUAUAAGCAUCGAUUCUCCACUCCAGCAGGAUGCCGCAUCGACGAUGAACUUAGCUACGCCCACCACCCAAGGUGGGCACUCGGAGAUAGUACUCUCAAGCUCAAGUAAUCCGAACGACAAUCACGACUUAGAAACGUUCAGCUCUGCACUAGACUUUACCAGCAUAGAUUUCGGAGGAUAUAGCUCUGGCGAGCUAUCGAACAUGUUGCUCGGAUUCAAUCAGGUUGAGAAUUCGCAAGCUUCAGCAGAUAUUCCAGGGACAUUCGAUGGCAACGGCUCCGUUAUACCCCUAUCCUCGUCACUUGGACCGUCAAACGAGUUACCUUCCGACUGUAUGGACUACAUGACCGAAUUCGCCGGCUCGAAUCCGCCUUCAUCUCAUAGCGCCCCGAUAGACUACUCGCAGUCGUUUACGCCGACCAGUUCGCUAGACCUUUUCAGCCUCCCGUCACCUGCAAUGGAUGCUUCCCCCUCCUCAGAUAAAGACUUCACUAUGUCUGAAGAGACCGGCGACGCGACACAGAGUUCUCCUUGCGGGCGGGAAAGCUCCCACACCGACUCGGGCGCUGUGGCCGGGCGGAAGCGCAGGAAGCGUCUUUCCUGCCUAGAGGAAGGGUGCACUAAACAGUUUACUAGCGAAUACACUCGAAAGGUCGGCGCUUGA